CGAGUCCCGUGCUGCCCCGCGCGGCGCGCUGACGUCAGACGCCGCGCUGUCCUUAGCCCGCGCACCCGGAUGUGAGUCCCUUUUGCUCCCCCGGAAGAUGGCGGGUGAGAAGGCGCCGGAGAAGAAGGCUGACAAGAAGCCGGCCAAGAAGAAGGGAGGGGAGAAGAAGCCGGCAGAGCAGAAGCCCAAGAAAGCAGCAGGGGACAAGAAGAGGGUGAAGAAGUACCAUGCCAGCCGUAACCCCGUCCUGGCCCGGGGCAUCGGGAGGUAUUCCCGCUCGGCCAUGUACGCCAGGAAAGCCCUGUACAAGCGCAAGUACACGGCCCCGGAGACAAAGAUAGAGAAGAAGAAGAAGGAGAUGCCCCGUGCCACCAUCACUAAGCCAGUGGGUGGAGACAAGAAUGGAGGCAGCCGGGUGGUUAAAAUCCGGAAAAUGCCCAGGUACUACCCCACGGAGGACGUUCCCCGGAAGCUGCUGAGCCAUGGCAAGAAGCCGUUCUGCCAGCACAAGCGGCGCCUGCGCGCGUCCAUCACCCCCGGCACGGUGCUGAUCCUGCUCACCGGCCGGCACCGCGGCAAGCGUGUUGUGUUCCUGAAGCAGCUUGAUACUGGCCUUCUGCUUGUUACAGGCCCCCUGGCUGUCAACCGCGUCCCUCUGCGCAGGGCCCACCAGAAAUUCGUUAUCGCCACAUCCACCAAGGUGGAUCUCACUGGGGUGAAAAUUCCCAAACAUCUCACUGAUUCCUACUUCAAGAAGAAGAGGCUGAGGAAGCCCAAGCACCAGGAAGGAGAGAUCUUUGACACUGAGAAAGAAAAAUACGAGCUGACGGAGCAGCGCAAGGCUGACCAGAAGGCCGUGGAUUCCCAGAUCCUGGCACAGAUCAAGAAGGUGCCUCAGCUCCGGGGGUACCUGCGCUCCACGUUCUCUCUCUCAAAUGGAGUUUAUCCUCACAAAUUGGUGUUCUGAGCCUUCUGGAAUCACCACAUUAAACUCCAAGGAAAAAAAAAA
Messenger RNA from Catharus ustulatus (Swainson's thrush), 1009 nucleotides. RefSeq names its product ribosomal protein L6 (gene RPL6). Gene Ontology annotation, cellular component: ribosome. Bases 98 to 967 code for a protein of 289 amino acids. Gene Ontology annotation, molecular function: structural constituent of ribosome. The transcript is spliced from 7 exons. Gene Ontology annotation, biological process: translation. Lineage: Eukaryota; Metazoa; Chordata; Aves; Passeriformes; Turdidae. The record is from RefSeq and is a predicted model, not a curated record.